Messenger RNA from Rubroshorea leprosula, 2673 nucleotides. The record is from the annotation of a GenBank genome assembly. NCBI's taxonomy places the organism in Eukaryota, Viridiplantae, Streptophyta, Magnoliopsida, Malvales, Dipterocarpaceae.
AGUUUGGAGCUCAGCAUCCGAUAGCCACCUUCCUUCAUAAGCCGGACGAACCGUGAAACCGAGCUCGGCCGCAAUGCCUCCCUCGGCCUCUGCCGCUGCUACGCUCGCUGAUAAUGAUGGCAACCACCGGGCUCCCCCAGAAACAGAGCAGCAAGGCUCCGAUUCGGAUGCAGGAAACAUCAAUGAUGAUGAAGAGGAAAUAGAGGUUGAAGAAGAGAUAGAGGUAGAAGAAGAUGAUGUCGAAGAGGAUUCGCCUCGUUCUUCACGUGGAAGCGAUGUAAGUGACAUUAUGGAGUCCAACAGGAAAGGCAGAAAUCAGGGGUCUGUUUCUUCCAUUCAGGAAAAAUGUGGAACUGUGCUACCAUCUAGGAAACUUGCUAUGGGAGAUAAUAGUGGUAGUUCCAAGUUUUCUGGCCUUCCAACUAAAUUUUUGAGAACAGGAAUGGAGGAUCAAGGCAUAAACUUUAAGCUUUCCAAGUAUCAAACAGCUGCAGUUAGCGAGAAGGAUGCUGGUGGCAGGGGUCAUUUGUGUGUGGGUGAGAUUAUGGACAGGGUUGCCAAUUCAUCUAGUGUUACUGGGAAUCAGGUGGUUCCUUCACUUCCAAUAGGAUAUGGCUCUGGAGAAGUGGUUAAUGGUAUUUCUUGUUUUGGAGAAGAAAUUCGGCGAAUGCACAUGCAGUCAGCAGAUGAUAGAAAGAGAAUGGUAUCAAGAUCUGCUGCCCCUGAUACGAGGACAGAAAUUCUAUCCCCAGCUGUUGAUUUUAACAAUAACAACAAACGCCCAGCAAUUAUCUGUGACUUCUUUGCUAGAGGGUGGUGCAUCAAGGGAAGUUCAUGUAGUUUUCUUCAUAAAAGAGAAAAUGAAAAUGUUGCUGGCCAAGAAGGGGGUUCCACCCCUGCAGAUAGGCAACACGUUCUCCAGCUUGAUGAAGGCUUGAGAAAUGCUAUGCGCACUCCCCCUGUCUCCAAGCAAUAUUCUUCAUCCAUAGAUGAUCUCAGGUCAUUUAGGGAUAUAAGGAGAGAAAGUGAAGGUCAAAAUUUGCCUGCUGAUGAUUACAUGAAAUCUUCUUCGCUUAUUAACAUUGGAAGUUCCCCGGUGUUCAGGAGCAGCUUCCUAUCUGAAUGUAGAUCUUCAUCAAAUGUUCUAGUUAUAUCUUCAGACAAUUGCCAGAGUCGUAAUCAAUCUUCUCAUAUAAGCAAUCUGGAUGAACUGGCUCACAGGAAUUAUUAUAGGUUCAAUUCUCCUUCUUCACUAGGUCCAUUGCUCUCUGCUGAUUAUAAAGCAACUAUUUCUUCAGAUGAUUGGGAACCAUCUUUACCUUUUCAACCGUCCUUUUUCAUUAUUCCUAGCACAUCAUCUUCCCAAAGUCAGUAUGAUCCUCUGCGUGAUAGCAUUGACUUGCCACAGAUUGGAGAUAGAGAUUUCAAGUUUUCCUUCUCUGCUCCUGGUAUAUCUGUAUUGAAUGCAACACGUCAGCAGAUAUAUGGUGAUUCUACAUCGACAGGGACACCAGUUCUUGAGUGUAAUGGUGAUAACAGUACUACACUUAAUAGAAUCCAGGAAGAUGUUUUGAACAAUAAUUGCUACACAUCUGGGAAGUAUUCACUUGCAAGUGAUGCAAAAACAGAAGGAACUUCUGUGGUUGACAUACAGAUUGAAACAUUAGUCAAAGAUGAGAAUUCUUCUGAUGCCUCUCAUGUGAAAGGCUUUUCAAAGAAAAGCACAGUUGAUAAGGAUUUGGAUGGUAGACAUCAAAGUGAUGGGUCUACAUGCAGAAGAGACUUAAAAGUAGAUAGGUUCAUACAAAAUAAUGAAAUAGUUGUUGAGCAGAAGUUAGAUGGCGAUGUGCAGAAAGAAUCAAAAACAGCAAGACAUUUCCGUGCUGCUCUCAUAGAUUUUGUGAAAGAAAUGUUGAAGCCAACCUGGCUUGAGGGGCAUUUAAGCAAAGAUGCUCAUAACACAAUAGUAAAAAAAGCAGUUGACAAGGUUCUUAGCAGUUUGCAGCCUCACCAAAUUCCAGCUACAAUGGAUUCUGCCAAGCAAUACCUGUCUACGUCCCAACCAAAAAUUGCCAAGCUAAUCAAGGGAUAUGUUGAAAGAUAUGGCAAAUCUUGAGGGAGCAAGCUUCUUCAAUUUGUAAAGUUUUCUAUACAUAUUUUGUUAAUAUAAAACCACAUCUUUGUUGUCCUGCUAGUGGGAUCUGUUGUUUAGCUCCUAAAAACUUUCAGGUUUCAGCUUCUGGAUUAAUUUUGGUUAUAGCAUGUCAAUCGAGCAUUUUUGUAUGGAUGUUUUUACAAUCACGGUGUUUAACAGUAUAGUCUAGAUUGCAGUGUCACAGCAGCAGUAAUUUCAUAAACUAUAACCUAGUUUUAACAGCUAAUAAUGUAUAAUUACUAGAGUACUUUAUAUUGAUCCUUUAUUAAGAACGAGGCUUGUUAGUUGGUAGGACUAUAUGAAGUAUCUACUCUUACAGAACCUAACAUUUUAAGUUGAAGCACAUUGUUUGUGAAUGAAAAAUUUUCCAAUGCUUUGUUAUGAUUGUGGAAGACGGACCAGCAAGUUGGAAGGCAGGAAGGCUUUCACGAAAUGGACUUGACUAUUGGAUUGGAUUACUAGGAUGUGACAGCUACUAACUGACUGGCGAGAAAUGUAAAUUAAGAGUAGAAAUUUAG